Messenger RNA from Drechmeria coniospora, 4764 nucleotides. RefSeq lists its product as uncharacterized. Lineage: Eukaryota; Fungi; Ascomycota; Sordariomycetes; Hypocreales; Ophiocordycipitaceae. Bases 1 to 4764 code for a protein of 1587 amino acids. The record is from RefSeq and is a predicted model, not a curated record. The transcript is spliced from 2 exons.
AUGACGUACCCGGCCGCCCGCCAGCCCGAUCCCCCCAACGACCGUUCCCCUCAUCGACCGUUACCCCCAUCGACCGUUACCCCCAUCGACCGUUACCCCCAUCGACCGUUCCCCCUCCCCUUCACCCCCACCACGACAUUUUUCGUCUCCCCCGCGGGGAAUGGCAUCGGAUGGACGCUCCUCCUGUCCCCUCCGCAUGCCGGGCGAGUCUCAUUCGGCGCCCCUCUGACCUGGGACGCGGCCAACCAUGAAGCUGCGACGGCGGCCUCUUCGGCUUACCGCCACCGCGGCUCCAAUGCAUCUCUCUCCUCCGCCGCCGCCGCCGCCGCCCUCAGGGCGAUGCCCAUGACGCCCACCAAUGUCGCCGAAGUCCAGUCGAAGCGUGCCAUGCGCCGAAGUCCAUCCGUCUCCUCCGCAGGAAGCCGCGGCUCCAGGAGGCCUCCCCGGAGAUCCGCGAGCGUCGGCUCCAUGAACGAGCGAACCUUUCGAUCACCCUCACCCGGUCGCGCGUCCGGUCGUCGCUCCCCCGGUCGCAGCCCGGCGCCGAUGGAUCGAAACGUCCCACCCGUCCCGAGCAUGCCGGCCGCCGCCUCCGCCGACCAACCCGCCACCACCCGCAAGAAGAGCAUCCAGAGGGAGGUCCAGAGGGGAGUCCACAAGGAGGUCUACAUUGGCGAGGAGGUCCACAGGGAGCCUCACAAGGAGGUCAACGUCCGCAGGAAGAGCUCCGUGAAGAAGGGACCCGACGACGGCCCGCGCAAGGGGACGACGUUGCAGGUCCAGCCCUUCAUGACUGCUAGCGAAAAGAGGAAGCAAGGCCAGCAAGCCUCGUGGUUUGGUGGUGCGACUGCCCGAGAUUUGGAAAACAUGCCAAGGCCCAGCUCCGUCGUGCCGCAGUCGGCCGCCGUCAUGGUCGACGAGGACCUCGAGCCACGACCACGGAGCACGAGCCCGUCCAUCACCAACUUCUCCUAUCCCCGCAGCCGCCGACCGUCCUCCUCUUCGCAAGCACUCGACGAUGACGACGAAGGCCUCAUGUACGAUCCCAACUCGAGGCGCAUGGUGCCGAGGCCCGUCAUGGCAAGAUCGCAGAGCCUCGUGGAGCGGGAGCCGUCGACGAAGAAGAAGAAGAAGCAAGACAUCCACCGAAGCGGAUCCCACCUGGCCAAGGGAACCGUCGCGCGGACGCAAGUUGCUGCCGCCGAAACGUCUCAGCCACAACCCUAUCAUCAUCGGCAUGGAUCCGUGGCCGAUGCACCAAUCGCCGAGUUGGAAACGAUCCCAGCAGCGGCAUCUGUGCCGCCGAUGCAGCCCAAGAAGGUGAAGAAGAAGAAGAAGGCUGCGGAAACGGCAGACCGUAUUACGGUCCUGAAGCCGGCCCUUGUCAAGAAGCCAUCCAUCGUCCGGGAAGAGCCCGAUCGAGAAGCCCAGGAGGAGGCGCGCGACUCCCAGCAAAGGAGUUUGCAACCAGGGACUGUCGUUCGGCCACCUUCGACCGUGAAUGCCACCAACGGCCUGGCACAGGCGUCUCAAAGACCAUCGGGCGGCAGCCUACGCGGCUCUCGCGAACCGUCGGAGAGUCCCGCCCGGUCGGCCACUCUCAUUGCCACGGCCGACCAGCUGACGGUCAAGCACGUGCCGCCUCUACGAUCCGUGUCUCCCCGCAAGUCUGCGCUGAAGUUGACGCCUCGCAACCUCUCGCCCUCCGACGACGGCUCCGAGGCCUCCAAACGAAAUGGGAGCCCGCAGCGUCAGGACGAGGCCGCUCCGGGUCGAAAGAAGAGCGUGCGGGUGAGCUGGGAUGACAGGAAUACCGUCGUCGUCGGUGACUCGGCCCAGGCUCAUGAGGAUGAAUCGCCCAUGCCGUCAACAACCCAGUCGAAAACGACGUGGCACAACUUCGUCACGAGGUAUACGAAAUGGGACACCACGUCCAUCAGUCCCGCCGAGGAUGAGACCAUGUCCCCGAGGCCUGCCCUACCCUUCUUCGGCAGCGUUCGAGAAAAGAAGACGAAGGAGGCGGAGGAACGUGCCUUGGUUCGACCCCAGGAACGGACCUGGUCAAACUCUUUCGAGCCGGCUGACGCCGGCCUGUCGUCCGAUGCUGCCACUGGCCCACCAGUGAGCCAGGAGCAAGCGAUCCGAAAUGCAGCCAACAUCUCCAAGUACAGGGAACCCUUGCCGCCCAUCGUACAGACCGUCGAGGGGGAUGGUAGGGGCGACGGCUUGAUUUCCAGCUCAGAUGAUGACCUGGACACGGAUGCGACGGACCAAGAAGAUGGCGAAAAUGGCACGCCGUUGAAGUCAUCCGAGAUCCGAGCUCCCAAGCCCUCGACUACCGCGAAGGACUCGACCGCCACAAAGGAAUCGGCAAUCGUCAAGGACUCGACUAUUGCCAAGGACUCGACUACUGCCAAGGACUCGACUACUGCCAAGACUGCCACCAAGGACUCUACUGCCACCAAGGACUUGACUACUGCUAAGGACUCGACUGCCAUAAAGGACUCGACUGGCGCGGGACCGAGCAACCGCAAUAUCCCCAUUAUCUCAGUGCAGCAGCCCAGCCCCCUUCCGCAAGACAUGAAGGAAAAGGAAAGGGGCACUGAAAAGGCCAAGGCCGCGGCAGGCACGGUGUCGGAGCCGGAGCAGGCCGGAGCCGCUGCGAUGCCUCCUCAUAUGGAGAAUAUUGAAGAGGCUGCCGAAGAGGAAACGGAUCACGAUAGUGUCUACAGCGACGCGUAUGAGGAACUGGAAGAUGUCGAUGCCGACGGCUUCAUGUCCCUUGAUGCUGUCGUCGAGAGUCCGACAGUGACGGAUUCUCCAAAGGAGUCUCCAAAGGAGAUGGAGCAACAAGCGUCACUGACACAGCCAAAGGAAGGCAAGAAGGUGAGAAACGUGUUGAAGAAAGCGGCACCUAAGGUUGUUCAAAGCUCGACCGUUCCAAACGAUUGGGAAAAUGCAAAAUCCUACUGGAGAAGCUUAUCCAUCGAUCAGCGUCGACGACUCGAGGUCGAGGCUCUCUCGGAUACUGGUGAAGGCGCCGCUGUCGAACCAAAGAAAGCCACCGAGAAGGGGAAUAAGGGGAAUAAGGGGGCCAAAAAGACAACGGCAGCGGCGGUGGCGGCGAAGUCUUCGACCACCCAGGGAUAUCAGAUUCAACCAGGGACGAAAUGGACGGCCGAGAAAUCAGCCGAGGCUUCUAGGCGUGCGUCGGCGCCCGUGAUUCAAGACAGCAAGGUUUCAAAGCCUCGGCAGCAGACGGUCAAGAAGAGGACGAGUUCCGCCUCCCUACACUCUUCUUCAUCGUCUGAGAGGGUUGCGACCAGGCCGCAAACGGCAGACGGCGCGCGUAGGGCGACAAUUGCCGGCGUUCAAGGAAAACGUUUGCCGAAAUCUGGUCAGCAGAACGGCAGCACACUUCGUCUGGCACCAUCCCGAGCGGCCCGACCAGUGUCGUACCACGUCUCGUCUCCGACAGAGCCGGUCAUGACGAACAAGCAGAAUCACUCUGCAGAUAGCCUCGCCGGAGGUGUUCACCUGAGAUCAAGCCUCAGACACAACGGAUCAGACGAGAGCGUCAGCAGUUUCAGACGUUCGCGCGCCUACUCUGGCCCGACGCCUGGUUUCAGGAUGUCAAUGAGGGUCUCUUCUGAUGAGCUGCAGGGCCAGACGACGAAGCAGGGCCGUCGGUUCAGCCUACGAUCCAUGCCGCCAACGACGACUUUCCGACGCAACUCGUUUGCGAGCGUGGGUUCAACAAACUCGUUUGGAACAGGUCGAAUGCGCCGAUCUCUACGUGCGCCGCCUGCCGAAGGUACCAAGAUGAGCCUGUCCUCUUUCAAGCGAUCAUCAGGGAACAAGAAGGGCAAGAGCAAGAAAGGCAAAGGCGGCAGUCGAUUCGCCGACUCGAGCGACGAGGAUGACGGAGGAAUUCCGAAUUUCUUCAAGAGCCGGUUUGCCGACUCAAGCGACGAGGAAGAGGUCGCUGCCCAGCGGCCAGCGCCGAAGGGAAGGACGUUGAGCAUGCCCAAAUCCAUGCGUAUCGGCAACCACUCGGCCAGCGCGGCAGCCGCCAGCACUGUAGGCAUGGUUCCCAUUGCGCGGCAAGCCUCCCUGGACUUGGACGAUAGUGAUGACGACGUCGACGACGAUAAUCUACCAUCAACAAAGGUUGCAAAGGGUAAAAAUGCGAGCCUGCGUCGCAAUCGAUCUGGCCGAGGCGGCCUGAUGUCAGGGUCAGUUACCUCCCAAGUAGAAGAUGCUUCCGGGACAUCACCCGCUCGACGCAGCAGCUUCAUGUCCAUCCUGCGCCGCAAGAAGGACCCGAGCAAGAUCUCACGUGAAAUCGCCGAGAGCGCUGCUCGAAGAGAUACGAGGCUCGAACGCUCACCAGGGGAGCUGGCCCUGAUUCGGAACAACAGCACCCGCAAACGUGGGUCGAACUGGCCGCUGCCCAACGACCAAAACAACGGUGCUUCCCCGGCGCCUGUCGAGCUCCCAGGGGACAUCCCCGCUCCGGUGAAGGUCGACGUUCGCCGGCCCUCGACGGCGUCCGCACCGACCCCGAGCAGGUCUUCCUUCUUCCAUAGGCGGAGCACCUCCCACAGCCUGCCCGGUCUAGGGCAGGAGGCCGACGAAGACUACAACAUCCCCCCUGUACCCCCCCUGCCAAAUCUUUCUGUCCUGCCUGGUCAAACUGAGCUGCCUGCCCACAGGAGGAAGAAAUUUGCUGGUCUGCGUAAAGUGUUCGGUAUCAACGACUAG